Molecule: messenger RNA, 4523 nt
Organism: Danio rerio (zebrafish)
Lineage: Eukaryota; Metazoa; Chordata; Actinopteri; Cypriniformes; Danionidae
Source: RefSeq, a predicted model, not a curated record
CCAGGGUUUGUUUACAAAGCAGCCACUGUGAGCGCACGUGAAAUCCUGUACUAGACAGAUAGACGCCGUUUUAGAUUAUAUGCUCUUCUUUCCAAGAUGAUCCCUGCAGUUUUAGGCCAGCUGUUGACUAAAGUAAAUAGGCUAAAGUCUCACAUGCUGUUUGCUCCAUGUGGUUCUUCACUCUUCACAGCAGCACAGCUAUCAUCAAAUCAAUUCUCUAAACCUCCUGAUAAAAAUAUCCUCCUCAUGGGUCUUCCAGGAGCAGGGAAGACCUGUGUGGGCCGGAUUGUGGGAUAUAAACUUAGAAUGCCUGUUAUCGAUAUAGAUGACGAUGUUCUUGAAAAGACUUGGGGAAUGAGUGUGGCAGACAAGCUCUCCAAAGUCGGCGGAGAUCGUUUUAUUGAAGAAGAGGGUAAAGCGGUGUGUGGAUUCACAGCUACUGGAAGUGUCAUCUCAAUGACCGGCUCCAAUCCGCUGCAUCGGGAUACAAUGCAGCACCUGAAACGCUCUGGAGUAAUCGUGUACCUGGAUGUAGACACAGAAGAUAUCAUGCAAAGACUCGGUCGAAUGAAAGUGAAUAGGAUUGUUGGUCAGAAUUCUGGCGUUUCCAUGAGAGAUAUAUUACAAUACAGGAAGCCAUUUUAUGAGGAAUGGUUAGAUGCGAGAGUGCUUUGUGGGACGGGAGACUCUAUAGAGGACGUGGCUGAUAAAGUCAUGAAGACUCUGCUUAGGUUAGAGGACUCAGAAUCAGAGACGUUCAUUUCAACGAGGAGCCAAAGGUCAAGCGAUCCCAAGUUCUUUAGUGAUGUUGUCAUUGAAGGUCUCGCACCAGAUGGGGGGCUUUACGUACCACAGAAAGGAUUCCCUAAACUUGAUCCUUCUGAAUGGUUGAGGAUAUCCAACAUGCCAUAUGACGUGAGAGCUGUGACCAUAUUGGAAAACUGUAUCCAUCCUUUGGAUGUGUCCCCUCUGGCAUUGAGCAAAAUGGUAAACCGUGCCUACAGCCAGAACUUUGCCGAUCAAUCAGUUGUUCCUCUAAAGCACCUCACUGAUCAUCAGUACCUUCUAGAACUCUUUCAUGGCCCGACUGCCUCUUUUAAAGAUCUGGCACUGCAGUUAAUGCCUCAGCUCUUCGCCCACUGCUUGCCACAGAUGUGCAACUACCUGAUUCUAGUGGCCACAUCUGGAGAUACUGGAAGUGCGGUGCUAAACGGCUUCCGGAAUCUUAAAGACAGUGACCGGGAUAGAAUCGGCGUGCUUGUGUUGUUCCCUGAGAAUGGAGUGAGUGAGAUUCAGAAACUACAAAUGACAGGAUUCCAAGGUGGAAAUGCCAAGUCUGUCAGCGUCCUGUCCGACUUUGACUUCUGCCAAAGGAGCAUUAAACAAAUGUUUGGGGACUCCAACUUGAUUGGACACUUUGCUGUGGAGUACGCCACAAUACUCAGCACUGCGAACUCAAUAAACUGGGCCCGACUGCUUCCUCAAGUGGUCUAUCACUGCUCUGCGUACAUGGACCUGCUUAAAAAUGGCACAUUGUCAUUCGGGGAUCCCAUUGAUGUGUGUAUACCUACUGGCAACUUCGGGAAUGCUAUGUCAGCUCUGUACGCCAAGCAAAUGGGAAUCCCAAUACGGAAGGUGAUCUGUGCGUCCAAUCAUAACCGUGUCAUAUCUGACUUCAUCACUAGCGGUGAGUACGAUCUCCGUGACAGGAGGCUGCUGGUGUCAAACUCCCCUGCCAUUGAUAUCCUAAAGUCCUCCAACCUUGAAAGGUUCAUCCAUCAUGCAUCUGGUGGAGAUGGGAGUCUUGUCAGAGAUCUGUUUUCGAGUCUAGAAAGAGAUGGGUUCUUUAAAGUGUCAGAGACUUUACGGCAGAAGAUAAAUCUGGAAGUUCAAGCUGGUUGGUGCUCAGAGGAUGACUGUUUGACGGCCAUACGGGAGGUGCAUAAAUCAACAGGGUACAUAAUGGACACUCACACAGCAGUUGGCAAAGUAGUUGCAGAUCGUCUGCAUGACAGAAGCUGUCCACUGGUGAUAUGCUCCACUGCACACCACGGGAAAUUUGCUCCGGCUGUCUUAAGAGCUCUUCAGUGUCAAAAUAUCCCACAGGACCCCGUCAAGCAGCUGGAUGAACUCUGCAGCAUUGGAGGUCAGGAGCAGACGCAUGGAGCUCUCGUAAAAUGCAUGAGGAGUGCAGGAAAUCAUCCUCAUGAAGUUUGUCAAGCUGACUAUAGCAUGCUGACAGAUCAAGUAGAAACUAUGGUACAAGAUUUAUUUCUGAAAGUCAGGUAAGACCUGCAAUGUCCGCAGAUGUCCACUAGAUGGUAAUGUCUGCCAAGAAAUAAUCAACAAUUGUUAAUUUGAACACAAGGUGGCAGUAAUGUGCCAGGAUAAAAUUACAAUGUUGAUGUUCAAGAGAUGUACAAGACUUUCAUAACUUCAUGAUGGAAGCCUGUUUUAUACUUCUAGUAUCCAAAUUGAUUUUAUGUAGUUGAAAUGUAAUAUUGAAAAUAACUAUCACACAAAAACAGAACAUCAUGUCAACCCAAACAUGAAAUUCUCUCUACUUUUGCACAGACAGGCAUUUUAAUAAACAUGUCAGUGUUUUUUUGUACAUUGGAAGUCAGUGGUAACCCAAAUUGUUUGAUCACCAACAUUCUAAACAAUACAAUGUUCUGCAGAAAUCAAGAAACCUAAACAUAUUCAAGAUUUUACUAUCCUUAUAAUGUCAAAAACAGAAAAUAAAGAAGGCAAUAAUGUAGAUGUGCUGAUUUGAUUCAUUUACCGCCUUUCCCAGAUUAAAAAAUACUAAAGUAAUAAUGGUAAUCUAAGAAAUUACCUUACAGAUAGUCAUACUAUAAAUGCACCCAUUCACUUAAUUCACAAGAAAACAGGACAUCGACAUCGAAGGCUUUCAGUUUAUUUUGGUUACUUACGUAUUCAUCCUCUUUUCUCCAAGUGAGGAAAACAAAUCAUGACAAAGGUGAUGAUAAAAUAGUUUGUAUUCUGAGAGGUGCCACAAUAUGACUGUUCUUGCUGAGUCAGUAAACAGCAAUCCCAUCACACUCUUGGUCCCAUGUGAUUUUUUUUUUUCUGUCCAGUUACAGGCGUGACCGCGGCCGCUCUGCUCGCCACAGGAGAACGAAACACCUUCAUAUGCAUUAUGUACAAGAAACACUCAGAUAUUCAGAGACUUAAAUGAUAUUCGAGUAACAUUUACACAUCAAGCAGACAAGACCCAAAUCUCACUCACAAAACCAGAAAUGAAAUCCAGGUAGGAACAUUCAAGCCGUCAAAAAUACUAUGCGGAUAUUUCAAAAAAUAGCUUUUGAGUUGUUUUUUUUUCGACAUGCAAUAUGAAUGCAUCAAGAAUAAACAUGAACAUUUCAUCCAAAAGAAAUAAAACUGUUCUUCCUCAAGAGCUUUUAUAGGCAAACGUCACAACCAAUCAUAUACAGUACUGUGCAAAGCAAAUAAACAUACCAUACAUGACAUAAUGAAUGCGAAACAUUUGCACAAUACUGUAUGUUAUAGGUGUUAAAGGGACAGACAUUUUCAUAUCAUUUGCUCAACCUCGUUGCAAACAUUUAUGGCCAUUAAACAAGUAAAACAAAUGUCAAAAUUGAAUGUUUGUUUUGCUAGAGGACACAGUUGUUCUUUAAGUUAGCUUCUGCGUUUGGGGUGAUGGCCCUUUUCUGUUGGUGUCAGUUUGGUAAUAUUGUUAACCACGCCCCUAUUGUUAUAAGGGAAUGAUGCGCCAAAAAGCUCCGCCCACUUCUCAAUAUUCAGUUUCAGUCAGAAGUACAUUAGUACACGCACACUUUGAAGGCUAAUUUAUACUUCUGCAUCAAGCGCACGCAUGCUGUGGCCAUCCCUGACGCGCACCUCUCAAAAAUUUUAACUACACGUCGCAACAAUGUGUAGCACAAGCACUGUGAUUGGCUUGGUAGCACUGACAAUUGUGGGUGGGACUGAGAGCUGUGCAGACCUAUUGGAGCGUGUGUUUACAAGUGUAAAGUCCCGCGAAUGAGCUCCAGAUGGAAAGUUUUGUUUUGUGUUUACCUUAAAUUAUUGCUUGUCCGCCGGUUCCCAUCUUUAAAUGAGCGAGUUUGAGCUACUUCUAAACUAAGGUAGCGUUCUACAAAAAACAAAACACCUACGAAGAAACUCGACACAGAUGAACAUAUAAACCUACUGCCAGCUAGUGUAACGGGGGAAAAAAUUAAACUGUAAAUUAAGUAUGAAUGGUGUCAAAAUGCUUGUUUUUGUUGAAAAUAUCUGUUCUAAUUAAAUCAAAAUCCUAUGUUCACUGUUAAACUGUGUAAUACAUCAUGGGGAAAAAUAGACACCUACAGGUGAGAAAGGGGGUUUAAUGGGUGGAGUCAGCCAGCCAUUUGGUCAGUUCACUUGUUGUUCAAAAGCUGUUGAGAGUGAUUUUUUUGAUGACCAGACCUGGUACACUUAUUGUCUGUGUGGAGCCCUGUUUUCUUUCGGAGAACACUAUAAAGUGAAUUUGUUCAGGUAAA